GAUGGCCUACAGUAAGUACACCCCCCAAUCCCAUCUUUUCAGUUUAAAAAAAGAAGAUGGCCGUUCUGCUGUUGUUACAACCCCCAUCUUUUCAGUUUAAGUUCCUCCCGUCGUCAGUUACUCCCAAAUAUACAAGCAGAAGCAGGCUUAAGGUUUCCUCCAGGAUCAAGGAUUUGGAGCCAUGUGUUUCGUCCAUCAAACAAGUUGAAGAAGAGGAGGAGAAGCAAAAUUAUUAUGUCAACACCGGAUAUGCAAUUCGGACCCUUCGAGAGGACCUCCCGGACCUCUUCCAUAGGGACCUCACUUUUCGUAUUUACAGGGAUGAUAUUGUCUUCAAAGACCCACUUAACAGUUUCUUUGGAAUUGAGAAUUAUAAAUCAAUCUUUUGGGCUUUAAGAUUCACUGGAAGAAUCUUCUUCAAGGCCUUGUGGGUUGACAUCAUAAGUGUGUGGCAACCUGUUGAAACCACAAUAAUGAUCCGCUGGACAGUUCAUGGGAUUCCUCGCCUUCCGUUGGAGAGGCGCACUCGCUUUGAUGCUACAUCAGAGUACAAGCUAGAUAAGAGGGGCAAGAUAUAUGAACACUGUGUCCAUAACAUAGUCUUGAAUGCUCCACCAAGAUUUCAGGUUUUAUCGGUAAUCCAAUCUUUUGGGUGCCCAAAGGCCACAUACUUUUCUGAACCAGAGAUGGAUUGACACACAUAAGAAUUGAAGGGAAAUUUUGGUAUUGUAUAGUAUGCCACUGCUUGCUUCUGUUUGUUUACUUACUGUUGGUUGUAUAUGACAAGUCCGUGUCUUGUAUGUAACGUUUUUUGUUGGAAUCAAGAGUGAGUGACUGACUGACUA
Messenger RNA from Helianthus annuus (common sunflower), 845 nucleotides. RefSeq lists its product as uncharacterized. NCBI's taxonomy places the organism in Eukaryota, Viridiplantae, Streptophyta, Magnoliopsida, Asterales, Asteraceae. The record is from RefSeq and is a predicted model, not a curated record. The transcript has 2 exons. The coding region runs from base 57 to 695 and encodes 212 amino acids.